AGGAUGGGGAGUUCCGUAGUUACCUAAAUUGCCCCUUUUAUCUGGUUCAAUUUCCAAAGACGACACUUCAAAGUUCAAAUCAUAAAAAAAAAAAAAAAAAGUAACACCACCAUCAUAUGCUGCUUGUUGCUCUAGGUUGGUAUCCUAGGCUCAGGGACACACACACAGAGAGAGAGAGAGAGACUUAAUCAUGGGGAAAUCAAGUGCAUCAUGCUUCAAGAUCAUCACCUGUGCCGGCGAAUCUCAGGACUAUGAGGAUCUCCAAGCUCCUGAGAACAAGGGUUCAAGUGAUCGGCGUAGAUGGAGCUUCCGUAAAAGAUCUGCCAGGCAUCGGGUCUUGAGCAACACUGUUGGUUCAGAAGCACCUUCAUCUGUGAACAAGGAGAACCCAGACUCUCCAGCUGUCAAGUUUUCUGAGCAGGCAGACUUCACUGCAGCAGAGAAACCCUCGGUUAUUCACUUGACUGAAGAAAAAGCUGAGUUGCCCACUCAACUGGACUCAAAGUUAUCGGAAACCCAAUCCGAAGUUGAAGAUGACUGCAAAAAAGAUACAACUUUUGAUGAGCCAAGUAUUAUUAUAAUCCAGGCUGCCAUCAGGAGGCUGCUGUCUCAGCAGGUGCUACUGAAGCAGAAGAACAUAAUUAAGCUGCAAGCUGCUGUGAGAGGGCAUAUAGUCCGGAGGCAUGCUGUUGGAACUCUCCGGUGUGUUCAAGCCAUCAUCAAGAUGCAAGCUCUUGUUAGAGCACGACAUGCUGGUCGGCUUGACAAUAAUGACCCAACCAUCUUGGGGAAGAAAGAAGACCAUCCAAACACCAGAUACACUUAUGUUUCCAUUGAGAAGCUACUCUCUAAUGCUUUUGCUCGUCAGCUUAUGGAGUCAACACCGAGGAACAAACCCAUCAACAUCAAGUGUGACCCCUCAAAAUCUGACUCUGCCUGGAAAUGGCUCGAAAGAUGGAUGUCUGCCUCAUCGGUGAGCAGCACAGGAUCACCUGAAUCUGAAUCAACCGUGGAGAAUCUUGAACUUCCUGAUGGCCAAGUAGACAUUGUAACUGCAAGUGACUGUUCUGCUGAGUUAAAAGACCUGAAUUCUACUUUGGGUGCAUCGGCUGUAUCCUCUGAGACUCAUCUCAUCAGUCGUGACUUGACGAAUCUCCACUCUGCCAGAUCAAUGUCGCCUGCAUCCGGCCUCUCUAAUCUGCACGAAGUUGAUCAACUAAACUCGACAACUGAUGGAACAGAAUCUGCUCUCAUCGAGAUGAAAGAGAAAGAUUUCAUUGAGGUGGUCGAGGUGAAAUCUCUUCCCCAAAAGGACGAAAAUACGUUAGAGCAAAUAGAAGCCGAGGCGAAAAAGCUGUCGAGGAAGGCAAGCAAGCCAGCCUUUGUCGCAGCUCACUCAAAGUUCGAAGCACUGACUUCCGCAAAAUUAGCCCCUUCAUCUACCCAAGAUCUUGACGAAACUGGUCUUGACAAGGACAGGUUUUCCCUCUCAACCGAUCAAACGCCCAAAUCCACGGGCAAUAAGGUACCCGACAAUGCCGCUGUAUCUGCUGCCACAUCAGCGCUCCCUAUCGGCUCUGAAUGUGGGACCGAACUAUCUAUUUCUUCUACACUUGAUUCACCCGACAGGUCGGAGGCUGGGGCCAACGAGAUCGAACAGGAAAUGAAAGCUUCGGACGACACCAAGCAUUUCAAGACUGACAAGAAUACUGAAAUUGAAGCAGAUGGGAAAACGCCAACCGCACCUGAAACUAACUCAUUUACCGACACAAAUGUUUCAAAAAUUUACGUAAGUGUUGACUCAGCUGCUGUCGAGUCCCUUGAUUCCAUAAAUGCUGAAGACUCCCCGAGUGUAGAGAAAAUGCAAGAAGCUAAGCUGGCUGACGUACAGCUGGAGGUCGAGUCUGAUGCUUCUCCAAGAAGCCAUUUAACUGUCCCAGAAUCCCAGGUGUCUGUCAAACCCAAGAAGCGCAAGGGUGAGAAAAGUGAUUCUUCCAGUCGUAAGAACAGGUCCUCAUCUUCUGAUAAGAACCGCAGCAAAGAAUCUGUAUCGAGAACUGGCUUGGAGCAGCUACAGGAGCCCAAAGCAGCUGGAAAGAGGCGAAACUCGUUCGGCUCGGGCAGUAAGCCUGACCACAAGGAGCAGGAGCCGAGAGAUAGCAGCAGCAGUAACUCUCUCCCAAGUUACAUGCAGGUGACUGAGUCCGCGAAGGCUAAGGCUAUUGCUAAUGGGUCCCCAAGAUCAAGCCCGGAUGUUCAUGAUAAGGAUAUUUACAUAAAAAAGAGGCAUUCUUUACCAGGUGCGAAUGAGAGGCAAGGAUCACCUCGUAUUCAGCGGUCUCUGUCUCAGGCACAGCAGAACACAAAGGGAACUGCAACAAUGCAUUCUCCUCAAGGUAUUAUAUCUGCUGUCAAUUACCAAUUGCUGAAAAUUGUGGUAUAUUCUGACCAGCAGCUUAAAUUUCUGUCAUGUGCCAUGUUACUCUUGUAUAAUAUUUUUAAUGCCGUGCGUGCUUUAUUUUUAUCUUUGUUAUCUUUGAUCUUCGUUUUCAGACAGGAAAUGGCGGCGGUGAGCAUGAAACUUUUCGAGACAAAUCGAGUGGUACUUGACCGCCGUAUACAAGUAUUUUGGGCUACAGCUUCUGUCUUUUUUUUUUGUGAAGAAGCUAUUGGUAUAGUAAGGAUUGUGGUGGUGAGAGGUAGAGACGUUGGGAUUUGGAUGAAUUUCUUAUGUAACUCAGCAGUUUUGAUGUUUUUCUAUGUUGGACUUGUGGAAUUUUUUGGGCAAAAUGAAUUGAAGUGUUCGUGUGUUGAUUUGUGUUUAUAUGCAAUUUUGCGUAUUGGGGAUGAGCCGAGACACAAGCGGUUCCUUUCGCCCGACAACAUGGCUGUGGCGGACGAGCAUGGACGAAUCUUGUUUGUGGUUCACCAAUCACCACGCAACAUCAACAAGCGAUUAAUGGGGAGGACCAUCGAAGAUCGCCAUUGGACUAGAGGCUUUAAAUUUGAUGGAUUGGAGACCUAA
This is a messenger RNA of Striga asiatica, 3025 nucleotides long. Lineage: Eukaryota; Viridiplantae; Streptophyta; Magnoliopsida; Lamiales; Orobanchaceae. The record is from the annotation of a GenBank genome assembly.